AGGAGCGGUCGGCCUAGCUUCGCCGUUGGAGAAUGCAGUACUUUCCCAGGAAGAAGGGGAAGUCUCGCGCACGCGUACUGGGAGCUCUGGAACCCAGUGCCUUUCCGGAGCACUGAGAAACCUAGCCUCAGACCGACCUCUCCGCAGGCGCAGAAGGCCGUCUCCCGCCCUCCCUCUUCCACCCUGCGCAGGCGCACAAAGCCGCGCUGGAAACCUCCGCAGCGGCUGCGCGCGCUCCACUCGCUGGCUGCUUUUGUCUCGCGCAACCUUUUUAGGCCCUCUGCGAGAUCGGCUGUUCUUUUCCUCCAUUCUCCCCACGCAGAGAGCCAGGUGCCGAGAGCCGGGACCCCUCCCCUUUUCCGUAUCCCUUUCCCUGACCCACCUCGCCUUCGUCCUCCCUCCUUUUUCGGUUCCCGAAGCCGGAAGGAGCCGAAGCACUGACGGAAAAAGUCGAAGCUGUUUCCCGUGGUGAGGCCUUCCCGAAGCGGUGCCGGAAGGAGCCGAAGUUCUGCGGAGUAAGGUAAAGCGAGCGAGUGGAACCUCCGGAGAGAGCCGAAGUUUGGCAUUGAGCUUAAUUUCUGGCUGGGCCAGACGGCGAGUGCCGGAAACCCUCGGAAAGUGCCGGAGUCCGGGCCGGUUAGGACUGUCGGAAGUAGCCGACUGCUUGGACAGAGCUGGUGAAGAGGAGCGGGCAGUGUCCGCGGAAGCCGCCAAAGACUGGGACGGUUUGAAUUGCCGGAAGAAGCCGAACCCUUGGUAGGGGACUAGGCCCAGAGGAACGCGAGGACCUACGGAAACGCCCGAACGCUGAAGAGCCGAUUUCCGAAAAGUUGCGAAAGCCUGGGAAGCCGGCGAAACCCUUGCUUCGGGUGUUUUCGGAAGUAGCAGAAGCCGCCGCUCCUACGCCUCCUUCUACAGUCCGGAAAUAGCCGACAAGUUUCGGAGCCAGGCUCUGGAGGGAGGGGCCCCUCGCAGGCGGGCAGGCGGGCGGGGAGAGGGGCGGAGUCGGGGCGGGGCGGGCAGUCGAGGCUUGAUUAGGUAGGAGGUGGCGGAGCGCCGGCGGCGGCGGCCGGAAGUAGCCGAAGCGAGCGGCGGAAGUAGCCGAGCGGCCUGAGCGGGCGGGCGGCAAGGCGAGGCCAGAGCUGCACAGGGCCUACGCGGCCGCCUCAGCAUGUCGGACUUCGACGAGUUUGAGCGGCAGCUCAACGAGAAUAAGCAAGAGCGAGACAAGGAGAACCGGCACCGGAAGCGCAGCCACAGCCGCUCUCGGAGUCGUGACCGCAAGCGCCGGAGUCGGAGCCGUGAGCGGCGCACCCGGGACCAGCGGAGUGCCUCCAGGGACAGGCGGCGGCGCAGCAAACCUUUGACCAGAGGCGCUAAAGAGGAGCACGGUGGAUUGAUUCGCUCCCCCCGCCAUGAGAAGAAGAAGAAGGUCCGUAAAUACUGGGACGUGCCGCCACCUGGCUUCGAGCACAUCACCCCCAUGCAGUACAAGGCCAUGCAAGCUGCGGGUCAGAUCCCAGCCACUGCCCUUCUCCCCACCAUGACGCCUGAUGGUCUGGCCGUGACCCCGACGCCGGUGCCCGUGGUCGGGAGCCAGAUGACCAGACAGGCCCGGCGCCUCUACGUGGGCAACAUCCCAUUUGGCAUCACUGAGGAAGCCAUGAUGGAUUUCUUCAAUGCCCAGAUGCGCCUGGGGGGGCUGACGCAGGCUCCCGGCAACCCCGUCUUGGCAGUGCAGAUUAACCAGGACAAGAACUUUGCCUUCUUGGAGUUCCGUUCAGUGGAUGAGACCACCCAGGCCAUGGCCUUUGAUGGCAUCAUCUUCCAGGGCCAGUCACUGAAGAUCCGCAGGCCUCACGACUACCAGCCCCUGCCUGGCAUGUCAGAGAACCCCUCUGUCUACGUGCCUGGAGUGGUGUCUACCGUGGUCCCAGACUCUGCCCACAAGCUGUUCAUCGGGGGCUUACCCAACUACCUGAACGAUGACCAGGUGAAAGAGCUGCUGACAUCCUUUGGGCCUCUUAAGGCCUUCAACCUUGUCAAGGACAGUGCCACGGGGCUCUCCAAGGGCUACGCCUUCUGUGAGUACGUGGACAUCAACGUCACGGACCAGGCCAUCGCAGGGCUUAAUGGGAUGCAGCUGGGGGAUAAGAAACUGCUAGUCCAGAGGGCAAGUGUGGGAGCCAAGAAUGCCACGCUGGUGAGCCCCCUGAGCACCAUCAACCAGACACCUGUGACGCUGCAAGUGCCGGGGCUGAUGAGCUCCCAGGUGCAGAUGGGUGGCCACCCGACGGAGGUCCUGUGCCUCAUGAAUAUGGUGCUGCCUGAGGAGCUGCUGGAUGACGAGGAGUAUGAGGAGAUCGUGGAGGACGUGCGUGACGAGUGCAGCAAGUACGGGCUGGUCAAGUCCAUUGAGAUCCCCCGGCCCGUGGACGGUGUGGAGGUGCCUGGCUGCGGGAAGAUCUUUGUGGAGUUCACCUCUGUGUUUGACUGCCAGAAAGCCAUGCAGGGCCUGACAGGCCGCAAGUUCGCCAACAGAGUGGUUGUCACAAAAUACUGUGACCCCGACUCUUACCACCGCCGGGACUUCUGGUAGAGGCAGCAGGGGAGGGUGGGGGGGCCAGGCUGGCUGGGGGCUUCUCCUGUGCGUCCCCCUUCUUCCCUCUGAAGAUGAUGGGCAGAGGAGUGACAGCCGAAUGACAGCCGGCAGCAACUGGAAUGGCAGCAAUUAAGGGUGGGGGGGUGGGAUGGAGGGUUGGGGGAGGGGACUGGAGAACUGCGUGCACAGGCCCCCAGACACACACCCACAGACACAGAGGGAAGGGGUCAGGAUGAGGAGGGGGGUGCACAGCAGGGCAGGGUAGGACCCCACAGCCCCUCCCCAAACAGCCUCUUCACCCUUAUUACCCCCUCGCCUCCCCUUCCCCAUGGUAGAUACAUAAGUGUGUUUAUAUUUUAUGGCCAAACUAUUUUGAAUUUUGUUGUCCAGCCCCCGGUGCCCUGCCCUCUCCCUUUCCAGGACCACAGCACCUGUCCUCUUGGCCUCUGGUCCUCUUCCCAUCCUCUCCCCGGUUUCUUACCUAGUUGAUGCUCUUUAGUCUUCCUGAUCUGUCCCCAGCCCCAUGACUCCCGUCCCCUCCUCCUCUCUGUGGCAGUUUCAUAUUUGCUAAGACGAAUUUGCUCAUUAAACAUUUUGUUGUAUUUUA
Molecule: messenger RNA, 3209 nt
Organism: Manis pentadactyla (Chinese pangolin)
Lineage: Eukaryota; Metazoa; Chordata; Mammalia; Pholidota; Manidae
Gene: U2AF2
Product: U2 small nuclear RNA auxiliary factor 2
Exons: 12
Coding region: 1172-2599 (475 amino acids)
Biological process (GO): mRNA processing
Cellular component (GO): U2AF complex; U2-type prespliceosome; commitment complex
Molecular function (GO): poly-pyrimidine tract binding; pre-mRNA 3'-splice site binding
Source: RefSeq, a predicted model, not a curated record